CCGAGGCAGACAUUAGUGGACACAACAUUAUCACACACUGGUGCAAGCAAGAACAUGCAUUUUUCCACUUCAUGCUGACAGAAUUGUUGAAAAUUCCAAGUCGAAAUCAGGACAAUGGGCUGUGGAGCUUCCAAAAGUCUGCCAGUGGAGUUUGAUGAAGUCAGCAAAACAUGGCAUGCUGUUUGCCAGUCAAGAGAUUUUCUCAAACCAGGUACCAAGGUUCAAGUGUCUCCAGAAAAACGGACAGGAUGGAAGACUAUUCGUAUAUUUGUAUCAUCAACAUUUAAAGAUUUCAAUGCAGAGAGAGAAGUCCUUGUGAAGGAGGUGUUUCCUGACUUGCGAGCUUGGUGCCAAGAAAGAAGGCUUCAUCUUGUAGAAUGUGACUUAAGAUGGGGUGUCCCAAAGAAUACAUCUGAUGAGCUAGUGCUGAGAACAUGUUUGGAGGAAAUUGACCGUUGCAUUAAAGAGAACAACAUGCCAUACUUCAUAAAUAUGACAAGUGAACGUGUUGGUUGGAUCCCUAAAACCGGUGAUGUCCCCCCAAAUCUGCUAGACCAAUAUUGCCUAGUGUUUGGACUGUCAGUCACAGAAAUGGAAAUUAUUCAUGGAGCAUACAAGAAAAUUAACCCUAAUUCCAUUUUCAUGUUGCGUGAUAGCAGUUUUCUGAAGGAUCUACCACCAGACCAUCAGAAGAAAUUUCUUGAUGACACAGAUGACCUGGAACUGUCCAGGAAGAAGCUAUCUGCACUGAAAAUAAAAAUUACUGAAAGAUUUCCUGUUGCUGAUGACAUAAGCCAUCAGAAAGAGCGUGUGGUUCACUACUCUGUGAACUUUGAUGGAAUUGAUGACAGAGGGAAAACAAAACUGACUGUAGAUGACACAUUCAAAAGCCGAGUAAAAGAGUUUUUCAAAGAACGUAUAGACAUGCAAUAUCCAAAAGGGGAGCUUCAAGAGGUAACUCAGGACAAAUAUCUUCAAGCCAGGAAUGCUCAUGAGGCUUUCAUGAAGGAAAAAGCAGAAAUUGUAUUAGGCAGAGAUGCUCUAGUACAACAGAUAACGGAGCACCUUGAAAAUGGUGAUGUGGAUGUCCCAAUGCUUAUACUUGGAGACCCAGGUUCAGGAAAAUCAUCUGUGAUGGCUAGAGUAGCAGAUACAAUGGACGAAAAGGCCCGCAAGAACGAAAUCCCUGGGGUAAGGGACAAGAUGCGUUGGAGUGUAUUCUACCACUUUGUUGGUGCAGUCCCUGGUUCCACUGAUGCAGAACAGAUGAUUAGAAGGCUACUCAAAGAACUGGAUAUUGUUAAGGAAGAAAGUCAGAUGCCCAAGGACCUAGAAGCAGCAUGCCAGCUGUGCAUGAGUGUGUUGUCAAACACAGAAACUAAACCUGUCAUCCUAGUAAUUGAUGCCUUGAAUCAGUUGGAUGAUGACCCAGAGGCUUUGAACAUGACUUUCAUCCCGCAGAAACUAGCCCCAUACGUACGCUGUGUGUUUUCUAUGAUCCCGGGAACACCACAGCACAAGACCUUGAUAAGCAGAGAGAGUAAACCCAAGGAAGUAUUUGUACAACCUCUGGAUAUUGCUGCUAGGGAGCAAAUAAUAGACACUUUCUUCGCAACCUUCAACAAACAGUUAGACAGAAUCCAGUUUUCACGUCUGAUGGGCAAGAAAGCAACUGACAACCCACUUUGGCUGUCAAUUGCUCUGGAGGAACUGCGUGUGUAUGGGGACUUUGGAGGAGUCACAGAUAAAAUUGACAGUCUCAAAGAAGACCUGCUUGGACUGCUUGGCCAGGUCCUGGAGAGAUUUGAGGCUGAGACAGGGGGUAGUCUAUUGGUAGCCACUCUGUGUAUGAUUGAGGUGUCCAAAGGGGGUCUUUUGGAAUCAGAGUUGCUUUUAUUGCUGGCAGAUGAGGAAAAUCUGAUGCCUCCUGAAGAAGCUGAAGCAACUGAAAAAGGAGACAAGGAAGCAUCUGAAAAAAAGCAAAACUCCACAGAUGUGCUGCCCUAUUUCAAAUGGGCAUCAGUGUACAGGGUAUUGAGGCCAUUCCUCCGUCCAUAUGGCCAGAGUGGGGAGGGCAGACUGGACUUCUACCACAGGUCACUAAGCAAGGCCAUCAGGCAGAAAUACUUUGGUGGCCAGGACGAAAAAACCAAUGAUGGAAAGGUGAAACUCUGGUAUGAUUGGUGGCAUGGAAAAUUGGCAGACUUUUUCAUGAAGACUGAUAAUAUUGAGAGGAAAGUAGAGGAGCUACCAUUUCACCUGAUCAAACUGGGAGACAAGGAGAGGCUGGCCACUGUGUUGACAGACUGGCAGGUGUUUGAUAUGCUCUACCAUGAGGAGUGGAGUACUGCACUGAAUGCUUACUGGAGAAAUGCUGGAGGCAAAGAUCAGAUUAAGUACUGCUACAUUGAAGCUGUCAGAAAUGAUGAAAAUUCACCAGAAUUCAAUGAAAGUCAGAUGGCUCUAAGAUAUGAAAGAGUGGCAAGGAUAUUUGUCCAAGCUGGCCUCUAUGAUGAGGGUCAAGCUCUGGCAGAAAAGGCCAUUAAGUUAGAGGAGACACUGUUGGGGAAAAGGCCCGAGAGAAUGGCCUCACUUUGUGGCCUCAUGUCUCAUGUGUGGGAUCAGAAAUGCAAAUUGCAUGAAUUCAUCAUGUUGAAUCAGAAAGGAGAGACUUGGAACACAAUUUCAUGGGGCUUCAAAAGUAUUGACUACCUCAAACCCCUGGCUGAUGCUUCUGAGGAAACAAAGUUUAAAAUGGCUAUUGAAAUGAUGAGAGUGUCCUUCUCCCUGUCUACCUGGAUCACUCUAGGGGGCAGCCCCCAGCUCUCUCCCACUGAGGCCCGCAAACUGGGCAAUGAAUACCUGGCAGAUGCAAAGAAUGUGUUUAAAUCGAGAAAUGAUAUUGGGAAACUAGCUGAAGCAGUGAUGACCCAAGCUAUAUUGAUGGGAUCUGCCAAGACAGAACAGAUCAAGCUUUAUGAGGAAGCUGCCAAACUCUGCGUCCAGGCAUACGGGGACAAAUGUGUUUUAGCAGCACGCCUGAAAAUCAACACUGGCAUCUACUGGGAAGAAAUCGGCAAUUACUACAAGGCAUAUGAGUUUUUCAGGAAUUAUGCUUUGAUUUGUGAAGAGGUUAUGGGGCCUGAAAAUCCAAAGACCAUACGAGGCUGGAACAUCCUGAAUGAGAGUACAUACAAAGCUAUAGCCCAGGAACUGGGACACAACAACCAACCAUACACUGAAGUUGAGGACUAGAGGAAAAAAAUUUUUUAGAGAUAAAAUGUAUCUUUGUUUGUACAAGAAGUGUCCAGAAAAUGUAUGAGCUGACUACUUACUGUGCUUUUUAAUGCAUUGAUUCAGGGAAAUAUUAAGAAGUGACCAUGAAUCUACAGUGGUGAUGUCUCUUGGAUGUAUCUGUGAUAGUGAAAUAAGAAAGUCACCUAAUACUCACUGAUACUCUGGUCAUAAAAUUAUGCCAACAUAGAACUGAACAAGCUUUAUUCUAGUGAAACACAAUUGAUGCAAUUCUGUAUAUUUACAAGCUGUGGUUAAAACCGCGGACUUAACAAUGGGCACGCUUAAAACAUAACUGCAUUUUUACCCUCUGAAAUACUCUAUUGUUACAGCACUUAAUGUGUGAGAAAUUAAUUUUAUGUUUUGAAGUUAUUUUGGUUAUGUAAAUUAGGGAUUUGUUGGUUUUGACACACAUUGUUGAGACAUGAGAUGUCAUGUUCAAAUCAUGAAUUGCACUUAAUUUUAAUACCACUACUGAAAUAUGAAUAUGAUUUUGAUUUAAGAAUUUAUGUAAAUGAUAUCAAACUUACUGAUUAUCUAUAUGGAGUUUUAAUAUAUGUGUGUUAAGUGUAGAUGUUGUUACAACUUGGUCCUUCUACAUAGAAGUGUUUAAAAAUACCAGUGAAAAUGUAUAUAACCUUAUCUGUGAUAAUAUUAUUAUAUAUCUUUUGUAAGUGUCAGUUGUACCAGUCAGUGACAGUAUUAAGCAAUUUGCUUGUUCAACUGUUUUAUCUCUCAACUUGACUGUGUUACAACCAACUUCAGCAAUGAAGCAAGCUGCUGGUUUCCAAAAAGAAAAAAAGGGAAUGAGGACUGAUGAAGUUACGAGUGGGAAAUAUAUGUGUUGGGAUGACACGAUUUAAUAUGUAUAUUUGCACACUCACAUACUCACACACACAAACACACAUUGUGUAUGUCUUGUUUUAGACUUAAGUAAACUAGUUCACUUGUUGGCAAAGACUGGCUGCGUGAAUCUGAAGCUAAAGAUGCUUUUUUGCCCACUGAGCAUAACCUGAGAAUAUGUCAAGUACGAAGUAUACAAUUAAUCUGUAACAGACAUUUCACUUGUUUGAUAAAAUGUAAAUUGUCUUAAAUUGCAGAAUGCGUGAAAUUGUUACCAUGUAAAAAAUAAGAUACUUGAAAUGUUAUUUCAUCGUUUCUAUAUAUUUUUAGAAGUUGUAUACUCAUGAUUAUGAAAUAUUUUAUAAGGUAUUACUUGGUUUUAUUAAACAUGGUUCCCUGAAAUACUUGUUUAUUACACAGGUAUAUGAAAAAGAAUUAAACAAAUCACAAGAGAAUCAUUUCAGAUGCUUAAGUCAAGAUUUACUGAAUGGCGCUUAUAUUUAUCUGGCUAUGUUCAUGUCAUCGUCAUCACUGAUAGUGUUAAGAUUUAUCAAAUUGCAGUGUUGUAAUGGUUAUCUAAACGUCAAAAUUUAUCUGUAAAUGUUACAGAGCUUUAGAAUUCGGUCAAAUUGAGUAAAUCAUAUUUUAACCCCAUUCUUUGUUUUCUUGAUAUUUGUGUAUUUUGUUAUCUCAUCCAGUAUUCAAUUCGGCUGGUUGAACCAAGGAUUCCUUUGAUUGAACAUUGGUUUAUGGGCAUUUCAUUUAGUGCAAGUCACGAAGUAGUGAGUUACUGAUCACUGAGUUACAGCAGACAACUAUACAAUGUACGUAGUCUCCAAUAAUUAAUUCAUUCAUUCAGCACCUUGUACUUGGUGCGUUUUGGGGAAAUAUAUUUCUUCAUGACGUGUUUUA
Messenger RNA from Lingula anatina, 5049 nucleotides. RefSeq names its product TPR repeat-containing protein DDB_G0287407. The record is from RefSeq and is a predicted model, not a curated record. Gene Ontology annotation, molecular function: protein binding. NCBI's taxonomy places the organism in Eukaryota, Metazoa, Brachiopoda, Lingulata, Lingulida, Lingulidae. Gene Ontology annotation, cellular component: Cul4-RING E3 ubiquitin ligase complex.